This is a messenger RNA of Gekko japonicus, 5897 nucleotides long. It is a transcript of the gene HIP1, whose product is annotated as huntingtin interacting protein 1. Lineage: Eukaryota; Metazoa; Chordata; Lepidosauria; Squamata; Gekkonidae. The transcript is spliced from 31 exons. Gene Ontology annotation, molecular function: clathrin light chain binding; phosphatidylinositol-3,4-bisphosphate binding; phosphatidylinositol-3,5-bisphosphate binding. Bases 78 to 3119 code for a protein of 1013 amino acids. The record is from RefSeq and is a predicted model, not a curated record. Gene Ontology annotation, biological process: actin filament organization; endocytosis; clathrin coat assembly. Gene Ontology annotation, cellular component: clathrin-coated vesicle; extrinsic component of postsynaptic membrane; presynapse.
GGCCGGCGCCGGUCAUGGGCAUCCGGGCGCCGCCACCGCAGUAGCCAAAGGAGGGAGCCGCCCCGCCGCCUCCGGCCAUGGAGGUGGGCAAGAUGACUGUCAGCAUCAACAAGGCCAUUAAUGCUCAGGAAGUCGCCGUCAAGGAGAAGCACGCCAGAACAUGUAUCUUGGGGACGCACCACGAGAAAGGAGCCCACACCUUCUGGUCUGUCGUGAACCGCUUGCCUCUCUCCAGCAAUGCUGUCCUCUGUUGGAAAUUCUGCCACGUCUUCCACAAGCUCCUCCGUGAUGGACACCCAAACGUCUUGAAGGAUUCCGUGAGGUACAAGAGCGAGCUGAACGACAUGAGCCGCAUGUGGGGCCACCUGAGCGAGGGUUAUGGGCAGCUGUGCAGCAUCUACCUCAAACUGCUGAGAACCAAGAUGGAAUUCCACACAAAAAAUCCCAGGUUCCCUGGAAACCUCCAGAUGUCAGACAGGCAACUUGACGAGACGGGCGAGAACGACGUUAAUAAUUUUUUCCAGCUCACUGUGGAGAUGUUUGAUUACCUGGAGUGCGAACUGAACCUAUUUCAGACAGUGUUCAAUUCCUUGGACAUGUCUCGCUCCGUGUCGGUCACCGCUGCUGGGCAGUGCCGUUUGGCCCCUCUGAUCCAGGUCAUCCUCGACUGCAGCCACCUCUACGACUAUACCGUUAAACUUCUCUUCAAGCUCCAUUCCUGCCUCCCAGCUGACACACUCCAAGGCCACAGGGACCGUUUCCUAGAGCAGUUCAAGAAGCUGAAGGAUCUGUUCUAUCGCUCCAGCAACCUGCAGUAUUUCAAGCGACUGAUUCAGAUCCCUCAGCUGCCCGAGAAUCCCCCUAACUUCCUGCGGGCUUCGGCCCUCUCCGAGCACAUCAGCCCGGUCGUCGUCAUCCCGGUGGAGGCCUCGUCCCCCGACAGUGAGCCGAUCAUGGAACUCGUGGACAUGGAAACCUCCUCUCAGAAGAGCCUGCCUGAGAAUAAGUUUGAUGACAUCUUUGGCAGUUCAUUCAGCAAUGACCCGUUCAACUUUAACAGCCAGAAUGGGAUGAACAGUGAUGACAAGGACCAGUUGAUUGAGCAGCUGCACAGAGAGAUCAGCAACCUCAAGGAGGAGCUGAAAAACUUCAAGGCUGAGAGUCACCGUCUGGUGAUGCAGCUGAAGGGGCGGAUCAGCGAGCUGGAGGCGGAGCUGGCGGAGCAGCAGCACCUGAAGCAGCAGGCGCUGGACGAGAGCGACUUCCUGCGGACCGAACUGGACGAACUGAAGAAGCGGCACGAGGACACGGAGAAAGCGCAGCGCAGCCUGACAGAGAUUGAGAGGAAAGCGCAAGCGACCGAGCAGCGUUACAUGAAGUUGAAGGAAAAGUACAGUGAGCUGGUGCAGAACCACGCGGACCUCCUGCGCAAGAAUGCUGAAGUCACUAAGCAGGUAACAGUGGCGAGACAGGUCCAGGGCGAUGCGGAACGAGAGAAGAAAGAGCUGGAGGACUCCUUUCAGCAGCUGAGCAAGCAGGCCCAACGGAAGAUGCAGGAGCAGGCAGAAGUCCUGGAGACGUUGAAGAGGGAGCUCGUGGCCAGCAAGCAGGAAAUCCAGAGCCUCAGAAGUACUAUUGAGUGUAGCACUCAGUCUGAAGCGGAGCAAAGCACCCAGCUGGCCGGCCUGCGGCAGGAGAGGGACACCCUUGCGGAGACGGUGGCCCAGCAUGACCAGCAGAGGGCAGCCUUGCAGGCGGAAGUGGAGCAGCUCAAGACCACACUGGAGACGGAGAAGGAGAGCAGCAGCAAGACGCUGGAAGAGCUGCAGUGCCGCCUGGGGGAAAAGGAGCGCAACGCACAGGACUUCCAGCAGCAGCUCCUGGACAAGCAGUUUGCUCUCCUACAGUGUGCCGUAGGAGAGGCUGAGCAGAUGGUCCAGGAUGCCUUGAAUCGACUCGACGACCCCAUUCACAUCAGCUGCACAAGUUCUGCAGAUUACCUUCUGUCUAGGUCAGUUGCUGCAUUGAAGUGCGUCGAGCAGCUCGAGGAGGCACGCGGCCAGUACCUUGCCGACCGGUCAGACGUGAGCGCCCUCUUGUCGAGUGUGGCUCUCUUUGCCCACCUGACCGGAGACACCAUUCUGCAAGCCAGCGCCACAUCGCACAUGGCCCCCAUGGAGCCUGCUGACCUGCUGCUGGAGGCCUGCAGACAGUGUGGAGGUGAGGCCCUGCACUAUCUAGGGACCCUGAGGGACGCGGCCUCGCUGGAGAGUGCUGACUGCACCGCCGUCAGGAACUGCCUCAGCCGGAUUGCCACAAUCGGGGAGGAGCUGCGCCCCAAAGGCCUGGAUAUCAAGCAGGAUGAACUGGGGGACCUGGUGGACAAGGAGAUGGCGGCCACAGCGGCGGCCAUUGAGACAGCGGCGGCCAGAAUUGAGGAGAUGCUGAGCAAAUCGCGGGCCGGAGAUACCGGAGUCAAGCUUGAGGUCAAUGAGAGGAUCCUAGGCUCCUGCACAGACUUAAUGCAGGCGAUCCAGGAUCUGGUUCUGGCUUCCAAGGAUCUCCAGCGAGAGAUUGUGGAGAGCGGAAGGGGAGCAGCAUCCCCCAAGGAGUUCUAUGCCAGGAAUUCCCGGUGGACAGAGGGGCUGAUCUCCGCCUCCAAGGCCGUCGGAUGGGGAGCAACCCUCAUGGUAGAUGCUGCUGAUCUUGUGGUUCAAGGCAAAGGGAAGUUUGAGGAGCUAAUGGUCUGCUCCCAUGAAAUUGCAGCAAGCACGGCUCAGCUCGUUGCUGCCUCAAAGGUGAAAGCGGAUAAAGACAGUGCAAACCUCAGCAAACUUCAAGUGGCUUCUCGGGCAGUCAACCAAGCGACUGCAGGGGUGGUGGCCUCCACCAAGUCAGGAAAGUCACAGAUUGAGGAGAAAGCAGACAGCAUGAACUUCUCUGCCAUGACGCUAACGCAAAUCAAGCGGCAAGAAAUGGACUCCCAGGUGCGGGUGUUAGAGCUAGAGAGCCAGCUGCAGAAGGAACGCCAGCGCCUGGGCGAGCUGCGCAAGAAACACUAUCAGCUGGCAGGUGUGGCUGAGGGCUGGGAUGAGAAUGGUGCAGAUUUGGCUCCCUGAGGCAGCCAGAGGAAGAGGCCCCUUCCGUUGAUGUGGCUCCUUCCGAAGAUGAACGAUGAACUGGUUUGGAACAUACCGCAAAGCCUGUGCCCACCAAGACAUUCCUCUCUCUCACACACACGCUGGUCAGGCUAGGGUGCCCUGCUGACCAAGAUGGUAGCAGUGCAGGCUGGAGAAGAGGAACGGUAGCUCUCUCUCCUAAGCAGCGUCGAUAGCAUUGUCCCUCCAUAGCCACAAGACACCAGCUCUGCACUCCAUAUGUAUUACAGCUUUGCAGCAUUGUUGCAGAGCUGCAUUCUUCUCCCCCCCCCCCAUUUCCUCCUUAUUUGCACAGCCUCUGAGUUGCCAGUUGGCCUCGGCUCUUGACCAUACCAGGGACCGUGGUGGUCUUACUGAUCAUGCUGCUGCUGCUCCUUUUGCCUGUCUCUUCUUGGGAUCAGAGCCAAGAUGUCGGCAGGAGAUUCUGAUACUGUUGUUUUGAGAUGAGGGGAGCGGAGAUGUGCGCCCGCCCUUUUCCAGCAAGCAAGGGGCCCGGCACAAGAAUGCAGUGGGUGGAAGGAGCUUUAGAGGCAGCCAUAUCUACAGGAAGGGACCGGUCUGCAAGGCGCUCAGUCCUUGGUGCAGAAGGCUUACGUGGGCCGAGCCAUCCCGAGAGUUCCAGCCAGUCUGUCUGACCUCUGGCAGGGCGCAUUCCUUGUCUCCAGGAUCUUUCUCACUAGCCCAGUGCCUGCUCUGAUCUUGGUUCAGCUGGACAGAUCCUUUUCUGCUGCCUCAAAAGUAGUUCACUGUGUAUUGUGCCAGCCAUGAACAGCGGAGAAUCCAGGAGCUUGGGGGGGGGGGAUGCUGAUGGGGCUUCAUUUGUGUUUCAGGUUGUAAGGAGCUCCAGCUGCUGGUUGCAGGUCAUACCGGUUGCCUUUCUGACACAUGAACUUCAUUGUCCAAGCAGGAGCCACUAGAGCCAGACAAGCCUGAGUGCAUCUGCUCCCUGAGCCGUUUUAGCCCAUCAGAGCCAGGGAGAAGCGGGCAAGGAAGAAUCUAGGAUGGAGCCUGGGUUCUAACUGAGAUUUGGCUUCUCUUUCUCACUGCUACUUGCAAUUAGAUGCAGUCGGGCUGAGCUGCCUCCGGCACCUCGUGAUCACUGUGACCCUCUUAAGGGAAGACGACGGCUCACGGCUUGAGUGACUUGCAGAGUAAGCGAAGAAUGUCCUUCUACCCAGAAGAGGGGUGUGUGUGCAGGGGUGGGACACGCCAUGGCCUUGUUCACUCUGGCUCCUGAGGGAACACGGGGAGGAAUUCAAUGCUGGUGCCCUAAGCAUGUGAAGUAACAUUUUUCAACCCAGCUCUUGCUGUGCAGAGAGGCCUCGGGAAAGUCUCGGCCACCUGCAUCUGGCUGGACUUGCCGGUAAAGUACAGUAGAAGAAACCUUGAAUAAAAAGGAUUGCCCGGCAGCCGAUUCCUCAGAGCUGCAGCAACGGCUGUCAAAACGGCGGCAAUAUCUUCCUCCCUGUGUUCCCUUGCUGGGACAGCACCAUUAGUGGCCAGAGAACAUCUGGGCAGGGAGACUCUACUUUCCCCCAUGGCCUGAUUCCCCCACCACCCUGCCAAAAAAACAAAUUGGUGCAGACCUUCUAAGGUCAGAAUCCUGGGUGGUCUUUCCUAGUUCCGCAUCCCAGAUAGGGUUAACAUCAGCCUGAAGCUGCAUAUAACGUCUUGCAGCCUUGGAUAGCGCCCACCCCAGAUCUGGUUUCUACAGGCCCAAUGGUCUAUUUCAGCCAUGGGGUGGGAAGAAUUCAGGUCAGAAAACCUAGCAGGAGUACACUGAGCAAUGUGCCCUUAACCCCCUUCCUCCUAGCAAGCUACACCUUGGAGCGAGCUGCCUCAUCUGAGAAGGUUUGUAUGUAGCAAGCGUUGCUCAUUUAUCCAGAAGCUUUAGAAAUGCACACAGGAAGCUGAAAAAUGGACAGGAGAGUGGGCUAGCUGUGGUUCUGCCUUGCGGUGAGCAGGAAAGGUCUAGUUUGCGGUACUAUUACUUGCUGACGAAGGAGUCAUGGCCUCUGACGAUGUCAAGUCCAUGCCAGGCUCCCUCGUGCCCCCCCCCCCCAGGUUACUCGAUGAGAAGCCUGCCUGUCGCACACUGCCAUCCCGGGGCAGGGGGAGCGUUCCGCUUUCCCAGUCCUUGAGGAUCUCUGAUUACCUGCCUACCCACUCCAGCCUCCACUGCUCAGAUAGCCUAACAACCUGGUGCCUGUUAUACCCCAGGCCUUCCUGCCACUUGAUUGGCAGACCAAGAACCAAAUAGCACUCCUCCCACCGCCAGCUCGAAUGAGGUCUCUCGGCUGCCCAUCCUCUCCGAAGCAAUAGGAACCACCCUGUUGCCAUAGCACAGGGAGAGGAGCUGAUGUGGUGUUGACCCCUCCCAGCAGCUCAGACUUUUCCAGGGACACCCCAACUCCCCCCCCCCCAUGCCCCUAUACUACCUCAGGUUUUCAGGCUGAUUUGCCACACACGUUGGGGGCAAAAAGGAAGAGGAUGAGGACCAGCUGGAGAAGUUUGCCAUGACACUAGCAGAAAGGGGCCAUUUUGGCUUGGAAUAGAAUGCUUCUUCCUCAACGCUUGCUCUUUCUCUUCCUUUUACUUUUCUUAAAUCUGGGGGUGGUGGUGAACAAACUUUCAUUAGAGCAGUUCCCUGUAAGCGACUGAAUCCACCCACCAUGUGCUUUGGGCCCCCACCAAUCGGUCCAGGCAGCCAGCUCUUUCCCCCCCCCCUUCCAACAAAAC